CAGAUGGUGACACAAUGAGCGAGUGCUUUUCGGCGUGGGUUACGUUACGCCGUGCAAUGAACGACGAGCAAACUGCUAUCGCUGAAGGAUCGAGUGGCUACAGAAGCAGUGAACGGCCGAGGCGAGGACAGCGUUGGCAAAUGGCGUUGAGCUUUCAUCCCACCUUUCUUCCUCAGCGGGCGACAUGCCGUGACGGCAACACCGAAUGAGCCCUGAACGUGCAUCUCAUGGCGCUAUCUUGGUCUGACUCAAUGUCGAGUGCUGCGAUAAUUGAACCCUCAGCUAUCGGACCGAACAGCGCCUGCACACGACGGGGAAACGAAGUGUUGUGUGCAUUCCUUUCUGGUCGCUGCCAUCAAUCAAAUGCUUCCAGAAAUCUUCGCUGCAAGCCUUCCGCAACGAGAGCGCCACCGAUAACUUUAAGCAAUAUCCCGGGGUUGGAGUUAGCGGCCAUGAUGUAUCGAAACUCUAUUCAGUCCACCAAAGCCGUAAAACUUCGCGUGCGACGCGUCUGCGUCGCAUCACCACAACCUGCAUUCACGACAGCGGCACUGCCAUCGGGACAACGAAUCGUAUGUGGACCGCUAUGCUUCUGUACAGUCUCUCGAGUAGAUUUGUACUAUCAUUGUGUACUUACCUCCACUUACCGUCCCGAAAUCUGCCGACAAUCGGUUGGGAUGGGCUUUGGUGGCUCGCAUGUGAACGGCGCACCUUCAUGGCAUCUCAUGCGCGAUAAGGUCGAUGCUCGUUGACGUCGGGUCAUUAGUUCUCCACCGUCGUGGUGUCGCU
Molecule: messenger RNA, 789 nt
Organism: Baudoinia panamericana UAMH 10762
Lineage: Eukaryota; Fungi; Ascomycota; Dothideomycetes; Mycosphaerellales; Teratosphaeriaceae
Exons: 2
Coding region: 228-752 (174 amino acids)
Source: RefSeq, a predicted model, not a curated record